Molecule: messenger RNA, 3448 nt
Organism: Mauremys reevesii (Reeves's turtle)
Lineage: Eukaryota; Metazoa; Chordata; Testudines; Geoemydidae
Product: collagen alpha-1(X) chain-like
Exons: 22
Coding region: 110-2515 (801 amino acids)
Source: RefSeq, a predicted model, not a curated record
GGUGGCUCUGCAGGGAGGCACGUUCCUACGCGGAGGGCAGACAGAGCGAGCCAGGCAGGGGCCACGGUGCAGGCAGGUGCCCAGGGCAGCCUGUGCCCAGCAUAGCGCCAUGGGGACCCCCCGGGGCAGCCUCCUCCUCCGCUGCCUGUGUGUCCUGCUGCUGCUGGGCGUCUGGGCUCCCCCCAGCACGGCCCAGUGGUUCUCGCUGGGCUCCCGGCUGACCACAACACCCCCACCCACGACCACCGCCAGCCCGACAUCUCCACAGCGCCCCCCAGAGGAGGGGGAAGAGGGGGACGCUGGCGAGACAGAGCCGACGCGGAAAAUCCUGCUGAGCAAACCCCCCCUGGGGACGGCCCCCCAGAGCCAGGCGCUGGUGCUCAAGGAGACUGCAGGGGGUGGGACGCAGCCCCCCCGGGAAACACGAGACCAGACGCCUCCAGCCCCUGCCACCCGCCCUGCCCCUGGGCUCUUCGAGGGGAGCGCGGAGGAGGAAGAGGAGUUCCUGCAGAUCAAGGCAACUACAAAGGGUCCAACGCCAGCAGUGCCCACCCCCCGGGCAGCUGCCACCCUUCCGCAGGUGACUGGCAACCUCUCGCAGUGCAUCUGCCCAGCCGUCCCCGGCCCCCCUGGGCCCCCUGGGCCCAAGGGAGAGAAAGGAGAGCGGGGGCCCCCGGGGGAAAUUGGCCUGCCGGGAUUCUCUGGGGAGCGAGGCCAGGCGGGGAGCCCAGGGCAGCCUGGCCCCCAGGGGCCGCCUGGUCUCCCUGGGCCUCCGGGCGUGCCAGGGCUGGCAACUGGCGCUGAAGGGCUGGACGCAUCUGAGAACGAGCUGACAAAUCAGCCGCUCAGGCCUGGUGUGGCAGGGCCGCCUGGACCCCAGGGUUUGCCCGGCUACCAAGGGCCUCCAGGCCCCCAAGGCUACCCCGGGCAUGAAGGCAUCCAAGGCCCCCCUGGACCGCCAGGCCGUGAAGGGCAGCAAGGACCUCCCGGCCCUCCAGGGCCACUUGGGGCCCCAGGGCCGCCGGGCUUCCAAGGCCCCCCAGGGCCCGACGGCCCCCUCGGGCUUCCGGGACUCUCAGGGCCUCCAGGAGCUCCAGGGCGUGACGGGCCCCCCGGCCCCGCAGGGCCUGUGUCGCCUCCAGGAAACCCGGGGCCUGCCGGGGAGCCAGGAUACCCUGGGCCCAAGGGCGAGACGGGUGAUCUUGGCCAGCCCGGCCCUCCAGGCAGCCCCGGCUUGAUGGGAGAGAAGGGCUCCCCAGGCCCGCCCGGGCCCAUGGGGCCACCAGGACCACCUGGGGAGAACAGGUGUGACCCACACUCUUCGGGGCACCCCAGAUGGCCUGGCCCGCCGGGCCCCAAGGGUGAAAAGGGAGACCCUGGAGAGCAGGGAUGCCGCAGCUGUCCCGGGGAGGCCGGGUUCCUGCCAGGCAACCCUUCCUUCCCCAGCUCCAGGGGCCCGUACGGAUCCUGGGUGCCACUGACAUACCAAGAGAACGGCAAAGUAGAGACGGAGAUUUAUGGUGCAAUCGUCCCCCACGGUCCCCCCGGCCACCCCGGAGCACCAGGCCCCCCCGGUCCCCCGGGGCCCCCCGGAGCACCAGGCGUCCUCUACCUCAAUAGGGUUUAUCCCGUCCGCCCCAGGCCGUUCUGCAAACAGCCGGUGACCCACGACGCGGCCGGGCUCUCAGAUGCUGAGUCGUCUCAGAAGGACGUGCCUGACCCCCCAGCUGACUCCAGGCAUCACACCUGGGUCUUCAAGUCGAAGGAGCUGAUGUUCAAAUCCAGCUCGUCCGUCCCCGAAGGGAGCCUGGUCUACGUCAGAGAUGAGAACAGCGCCUUCAUCCGAACCCCGAGAGGCUGGAGCAAGCUCCUGCUGGAAGAUUCGGAUUCCGUAUUGGCUGGCGAUGACCCUUCGGUGUCCACAGAACAUCAUCAGGUCCCAAAGGAAGGGAGUCAAGCAGCCACCGGGAUCCUGCCAACUAGCAUCACCCCGAGGGUGCCUUCGCUCCGCCUGGUGGCGCUGAACUUCCCACUUUCCGGCGAUAUGAACGGGCUCAGCGGCGCGGACCUGCAGUGCCACAGGCAGUCGCAGGAGGCCCAGCUCUCCAGCACCUUCCGGGCCUUCCUGUCGUCGCCCACGCAGAACCUGGUCUCCAUCGUGAGGAGGACAGACAGAGCUCUGCCCGUCGUCAACCUGAAGGGCCAGCGGCUGGCGAAGACCUGGAACUCCCUGUUCGGAGGUGAUGGCGCCGCCCGCUUCAACGCGCUGCGUUUUCCCAUCUACACCUUCGACGGCCGGAACGUGCUGAUGGAUCCCAGCUGGGCUCACAAGGAGAUCUGGCAUGGCUCCAGCCCGCGUGGGCACCGAGCCCCGAAGGAGGACUGCCAAGGGUGGCGGGCCAGCCUAGCCGAGGGCUUUGCCUCUCCCCUGACCGAGGGGAAGCUCCUGGCUGAGCAGCGCCGCGACUGCUCCAACUCCCUGGUCGUCCUGUGCAUGGAGAUCAGCUUCCCGUAGCUGCACAUGUGGUGAUGCGAGCCGCUGUGGGGCAGCUAGCAGGGCCCGUGGGCUGGUGAUCCCACCAGGAGAGCCCACGGUCACCUGCCGGCCCUGGGGCUGCUCUCGGCUCUGGGGCUAUUUCACCAUUAUCCCCCGUAGUGGAGCCAGCCUCGUACCCAUAACCAGAGGGGUCUAUCCUUGACCAGGAUGGGGGGUCCAUAUGUGCAGAAUAGAGACCAAUGGAAAGGCUACUGGGAUGCCUCCCGAACUCAGAGCCAUGCCACCGCCGAGCCAUGUCCCCGAGGCGUGGAAUCUAGUUAGUUAGCACUAACCACGGGGCCUCCCCAGGAGAGGGGGCCAUUCCCCCAAACCAGUGCCCCAUUGAGGUCCCAGGCAUGCACCGCAGUGAGCACUGGGGUGCAGAUGAGACCUGGGUUUCGGGGCCCGUGUUCUCUGCACUGAUGCUGUUGUGCAGCUCCGCCAGGGACUCUCCAGAAGCUAAAAGCUCUUCUCCGGUCACCAAGUAGGUGGGGAAACCUGCCAGAAGUGGUAGCUGUGCCUCCACGCCCCCUCGUUCUGCCUCUGUCAACUCCCAGCUGCUCCCCCCUCCUGCCUCUGCCAGCUUGGGCUUGGGUUCCCAAUGGGCAGAUGCCCCCCACCCUCCAGGCCCGAGGUUCUGUCCCUAGGUCUGGCUUUUACCAGCCGCUGUUCCCGAAGCAAUCAGUGGAGAGGUGGGGGGAAGGCGGGGACAGUGCUGGGGUUUUCUGGGGGUAUAUAGAUGCAGCCUGGUAAUAUCUAUCUUUCGGCUGACUAGCGUCAUGGCAAUGGUCGGGCGCUACCAGCUCCAGAGAGAGGGGUGUCAUUCGGGCCUCUCGGUGGCCACACGCUCAGCCUGUGAGCUUUGAAAACAGCCGUGUGCUUUAGCUGGCAAUAAACACGUUCCAAGUUUUG